Messenger RNA from Cryptomeria japonica (Japanese cedar), 3927 nucleotides. RefSeq lists its product as uncharacterized. The coding region runs from base 308 to 3001 and encodes 897 amino acids. Lineage: Eukaryota; Viridiplantae; Streptophyta; Pinopsida; Cupressales; Cupressaceae. Gene Ontology annotation, molecular function: penicillin binding; peptidoglycan glycosyltransferase activity. The transcript has 22 exons. Gene Ontology annotation, biological process: peptidoglycan biosynthetic process. The record is from RefSeq and is a predicted model, not a curated record.
GUAAAUUAUAUAAAAUCUGGAAUGCUCGUGGCCGUUUUAUCAACAUUCCUGAUUUGCUUAUCCUGCUACAACAUCACGUAUCCAUGUUCGAUCGCCUUUCCAUUCAACAGAUGAAGAAACUAUUUAGAUUCGUUAAAUAACCAUACAAAUCAUUAUAAAGCCUAUCUGCAAUACUUCUACACACAACAAAUAUACAGAGAGCCAAAAUACUGUCUACGUCCUUUACGUUUAAAAUCCAAAGUCCUUUGAAUUUCCAAGCUAGGCCAAAUGAUAGAAGUUUGGUUUGAUUAGGAUUCGAAACCUCGACAUGGAAGCAACAAUUCCAGUCUGUAAAAAUACAUUACAGUGCACAUCAAGCACGAAGAAAGCAGCCCCUAAAACUCCACUUCAUACUGGAUUUACUGUACAGCAGCUUAAGCUGAGUCCAACACUACUCUUUCCAGGGUUCCGUGACAAUCUUAAAAACAACAAUAACUUGCGCUUUUAUAAUACCCCGGAACAUCAGAAAUAUGGUUCGGCUAAUGUACCUAAAGCACAAAUGUCAUUUAGCGACAAUACUGAAACAUCGGCGAAAAAAAUUAAAAUAUCAGUCCAAACCCUAGCCGUGGCCUUUUGCUUUGGUGGUCUUGCAGGGUUUUUGCGCACACUAUUGUCCGUCCUUCCGCCUGAUUUUGGGAAAAGGUGGCGUAAGCUUGUUUACGAAAAGGAUCAGGAUCAUGCUAGCAUUGGCAAUGAAUCUGGUGCGGGGACAAUUAUUUAUGACUGCCAUGGGACUGUCAUUGCAAAGAUUGUUCCGCCGAGUAGUGAUGUGAGUGGUGGGAAAGGUAGAAAGGGGCGGCGUCCCCUACGAGCAAGUGAUAUUCCAUCAUUCAUGUGGCAAGCUGUUGUUGCAUCGGAGGAUCGCCGUUUCUUUGAGCACCACGGCAUUGAUCCUAAAGGACUUGCAAGGGCUGCCUUGUCCAUGUCUGCUGGCGGUGGGGGAAGCACCAUUACACAGCAGUUGGUAAAGAAUGUAUUUCUCACUAAUGAUCGUAAAUGGGAACGAAAGGUUGUUGAGAUGAUUUUGGCUUUGUUAGUGGAGAGGCACAUGUCAAAGUGGGACAUACUAUUUUCAUAUUUGAAUAAGAUAUAUUGGGGUCAUGGUUUGUACGGAAUAGAAAGAGCCUCAGCAUUUUAUUUUGGAAAGCACCCUUCCCUUCUUACAUUGGGAGAAUGUGCCAUGUUAGCUGGCAUCAUUCCUGCACCAGAGCUUCUUUCUCCAUACAGGGACCCUAGCAGGGGGAAGAAGCCCCAGGGAAGGACAUUAAGGAGGAUGGUUGAAGCUGGGUUCUUGCAUCCAGAAAUGGCAGAAGAGGCUCUCUGUGAGACUCUUUUCACGGGUUCAAAUGGACAAGGUGUGUCUGGGCUGUGGCGAGCACCCUAUUUUGUUAGUGAGGUUCUAUAUGAAUUGGCUCAGAAAUAUGGACAUGAUACAAUAUUGAGAGAUGGAUUGCAGGUUUACACUACCCUGGAUUUAGAAAGGCAAGAGAUAGCUGAGAAGGUAAUCAAUGAGGAAGCUGCUGAAUAUGACCAAGAGAGAAUCACACUCGCGGAGAAGAAAUUAAAGAAAGCCCAUGACAAAGUUGAAGAUUUUUAUAAAGCACGUCAGAAGGAGAUAGAUAAAGCUGUUACUAGGGCUAUAGCAAGGGUCCAUGUUGAGUGGAAGCAUUCGACUGAACUUCCAGUUGUCAUGCCAGAGCAUGCAAAAGUUUCAAGGGAAGCCGUGUUAGCUGAAGCUGUGGUAGCUGCUUCAGAAAAGGCUCAUUCAAUUGUCAUUCAGAAAUAUGCACCAGUGGAGAGAUAUUUACAAGGAAUUGUUUCCACAUUUGAAGCGGAGUUGAAGGAAGCAGCCAAAUCUAGGCUGGAAGGUGCUGUAGUUGCUAUUGAACCUUUAAGUGGAGCUGUUCAAAUACUCGUCGGAGGGAGGGACUUUCUUGAGAGCAGUUUCAACCGUGCAACAUUGGCGUUCAGGUCACCAGGAUCAACUUUCAAGCCUGUUGUUUUUUUGGCAGCUUUAGCUCAGGGCAUGACCCGGGGUUAUACUCUUUUAGAUGAGCCGUGUACAUUUGGAAGUUUUACUCCAGAAAACUAUGAUCGAAAAUUUAGAGGACGGGUGACUCUUGAAGAAGCCUUGGUAAAGUCCUUAAAUGUUCCAACAGUUAAACUAUGUGCAGAAAUUGGAGUGGAUAAGGUUUGUAACAUGAGUAGAGCUUUGGGUAUUGAGAGUCCUCUUCCACAUGAACUUCCAUUGUCACUCGGAGGUUGUGAGGUAACUCCCUUGCAGUUGGCAACAGUUUAUUCAACUAUAGCUGCAGGGGGGUUCUAUCGCAAACCAUAUAUUAUCAGACGUGUGGAAACUGGUAAUGGUCGUGUCCUUGAAGAGGUGGAGCAAUCAGGCACUCAGUCUCAGCGUGUUGUUGAUGAAAAUGCCAUUUCAGAAAUACGGCAAUUAUUACAGGCUGUUGUUGAGCAGGGGACAGGUCGUGCAGCAAGAUUAGGUAGGCCCUGUGCAGGAAAAACAGGGACAUCUGAUGGGCACAGAGAUGUCUGGUUUGCUGGAUUCACUCCAGAGUUGGCCUGUGUGUUAUGGUUUGGAUACGAUGAUAAUGCAACGGUUGGUGGAUUGCACCCAGGUACUGGUGCUUCACAUGCAGCUCCUGUAUGGAAGCGAUUAAUGAAACAUAUUCACAAGGGUCUUUCUGUAAAAAAAUUUCAUGACAGGGGAAAUGACAAAUAUGGAAUGCGGUCCUCAUACUUUAUUAGAAAAUCAAGGCGUGCCUGCAGGAUUGGCAUUAAAGAUGUUAGGAACUCUACUAAAGAAAACCAUGAAAAAGUUGCUUUGAGAGAAGUCUGGGAUUGGGAAAACGCAAGCAGCGUUUGGAGUGAAAAAGAGAAAAUGAAAGAGUGGACUGAAGAUCGAUUAAAACAGGCAAAGAAAAUCAAUGUGGCUAGAGCUCCUUAGAGGUCAAUUCUGCAAAAGUGGACUAUGGGUGGUAUUUCUCUGAGCUAACAAUUUCCUCUCUUGCUGCUGGUGCUCCCUGUGUUUCUCUCUAAUCUUCCCCGGGUGAACCUGGAGCGUUUGUUAGAGCUGCAAGUGGCGCUUUGAUCUGUCAAGAGCUGCUUCAUUAGAACCCAUUGUCCUUUCAUGUACUUUAGGUGGUCUGGUUCAAAGCUCAAAUGAAAAUCAUUCAUGCUUUGGUGCUAGGUCAGUGCAAGAAAGGUGUUCAUCCUUGGGUGUUAUUUAUAUAUCCCUAGAAGAAACAUUCAGAAUCCAUACAUAACGGCAUUCUUUAAAAAAAUUCGUUGUGAGCCAAAAAAAGGUGUCACGCAGGAGAUGGAGAGAUUAUCCAUACUAGACCUUUUCCAAUUCCAAUUCCAAUUCCGCAAAGAGAGAAUAAAAGGGCAGUAAGGAACAAUUUAAUGGAUUCUUCGUUUUGAUAUAUAACAGUGCAAACAUUUCAGUUGUCCUCUUCGCUGAUCUUUUCAAAUGGAGGUCAAUAUAAUGAGAACUGGUCAAACACUAGUUAUAAAAUCCUGGAGCACGAUCAUCAGAGAAACAGUUGAUGAGGACGACUUCUUUUAACAUCCUUCAGGUUGAAUCUACUGAAUGUAAUUUUUCAUUGAAACGGAUUUAGCUGGCACGGGAAAAAUUUCAACGGCUGCUGACCGUUUCCGAUGUUGGAGAAACUGUUAUACAUAACAUACAAGUUUUGAUUCUUUGCAAAUAGUGGCCUAACAAAUGACUCUGUUGACAAUUUUGAUAUUUGGUAAAUUUACAGCCUUCCCUUCUGUGUAUGUCAAAUUAUAACAUGGUAUCAGAGCUGGUGGUGAAUUUGACGGUCCCAUGACUGAUCAUUACUUUUCAUUAUUAAUUGUUUCAAAGUUUAA